Messenger RNA from Drosophila novamexicana, 1541 nucleotides. It is a transcript of the gene RNF220, whose product is annotated as E3 ubiquitin-protein ligase RNF220. The record is from RefSeq and is a predicted model, not a curated record. Lineage: Eukaryota; Metazoa; Arthropoda; Insecta; Diptera; Drosophilidae. Gene Ontology annotation, biological process: protein ubiquitination. The transcript has a single exon. Gene Ontology annotation, molecular function: ubiquitin protein ligase activity; metal ion binding. The coding region runs from base 208 to 1383 and encodes 391 amino acids.
AUUGCUUACAUCCCUAGAUCGGCGUCGCGUUUGUUGUUCUCUUUAUUUAGUUCGUUCGGUAGAAAAACUACGUUUAAAUCUGAGUUUGUAAACGAAAUCCAAGCGAAAAACACCACAAAAACAGUGCCUACCGUGGUGCAUUGUCUCACGCCCAGGCGGCCAACUAUUAUUUUGCUUGCAAAGUACCUAGAGGCAGGCCUUCUUGACAUGGCAACUGACACUGUGCCCAACACUGAAAACUUUAAUAUCGCCAACGGUGAGGAAGAUGUUAUAUGUCCUAGCUGCGAUGCGAAAAUUAAACGCAGCCAGGUGGCCGAUCACUGCCAAAUUGAAAUGGAGCGAUUGCACGGCAUGCAGCUGCGUUCCACACAGACAGCGGCGGCCAUUCCUGCUCAGGCUUCUACCACAACAUCACAAACGCAGUCAGCUGCUGCCGCUGCUGAGGGGGGCGGCCAGCGCAAGCCAUGGAGUGUGUUCCAGCGCGUGCAACGCAACCGUCAAGCACGGCAGCGACAACGCACACGCAAACGACCCACACCACCGCCACCGCCAGUAACAGUUGCUGCUGCUGCGCCUAGCCAAGCUGCUGAAACGACCUGCAGCUGUCCCGUGUGCAACAGGAACUUCCCACAGGCCGAGAUACAGGAGCAUGUUAACCAGUGCCUGCGCUCCAGUGGACGCAACGGUGAACGGCAUUCCAGCGAUGAUGACGACGACAGCGAUGAGUACGAGGAAUACGAGUGGGCGGGACAGAAGCGCAUCCGCGUAUCGACGCUCGUCCAGGGCGGCUAUAGGGCGCUGAAUCUGGGACAGACCAUCAAGUACAAUGGUGGGCAGCAGGCGGCCAACGAUGAUGAGGAUGAUGUCAAUGUGGACGAGGAUGAUACGCACAUCUAUGGACCGACACAAUAUGGCGAGGCAGACGUUAUACCGCUGGACAAUGAGGAUGGCACUGGAGAGGGUGUUUCCGAGACGGACGUUACCAGCUAUGUGCGAAGGCUCAUAUCGUCCAAUGAGACGCCCAAGACCAGCCUCAGUGCCAAUAAUGCCCGCGAAUCGACUGAAGAAAUAAAUGACGCGGCCAGCCAGGCACCGUCUACAUCUGGACAGCAAGCGGCAUCCACUUCUCGUAGCAGCAGCAGUGGCACAUCGGCGCAGAUCAUCGAAUCCCUGAAGGCACGUCUGCGUCUCUACGAGAAACAGGCGCAGAGCAAGCUCAAAUGUUUGAUUUGCAUUGACGAUUAUAAAAAUCCCGCCAUCUCAGUGUCCUGCUGGCAUGUUCACUGUGAGCAGUGCUGGCUGCAAACGCUGGGCGCGCGCAAGCUUUGUCCACAAUGUAAUUCCAUAACCACGCCAAAAGAUUUGAGACGCAUUUACCUAUAAAUGGGAUUCUAGUUGUCAACUCUGCCAACAACUAUGAUGAUUUGUUAUAAUGUUUGCAAAGUAGCUUAUUAUAAACUUAUUGAAGUUAGUUUUAUUUCACAAUAUAUAUAUAAUUUAUACAGAUAACAAGGAAUACAGCUAUGAUUAUCAUACGUGAC